Molecule: messenger RNA, 2926 nt
Organism: Homalodisca vitripennis (glassy-winged sharpshooter)
Lineage: Eukaryota; Metazoa; Arthropoda; Insecta; Hemiptera; Cicadellidae
Gene: Mcm5
Product: DNA replication licensing factor Mcm5
Exons: 15
Coding region: 170-2368 (732 amino acids)
Biological process (GO): DNA replication; DNA replication initiation; double-strand break repair via break-induced replication
Cellular component (GO): MCM complex; nucleus
Molecular function (GO): single-stranded DNA binding; 3'-5' DNA helicase activity; ATP binding
Source: RefSeq, a predicted model, not a curated record
CAUUGUAUUAUUUGUCUGCAUCAAUUGAUGUGGUGUUGAAGAGCAACUUUUAGUUUUAGUGUAACCAUUUGUUUGGGAUUGUUAUUUAUAAUAUUUUACGACAUAAAAAAGUUGGUUCGUUUUUAGUAAGUGUUCUGUAAAACGCAUUUUUUAAGAAACUGUUCGAAGAAUGGAGGGUUUCGACGAUGCUGGAUUAUUUUUCUCUGAUAACUUUGGUGAUGAACAGCAAAGCGCUGGUCAGGUCAAUUUAAAGGCAGUGAAAAGGAAAUUUAAAGAGUUUUUACGUCAAUUCCAUGAAGGCAAUUUCAACUACAAAUACAGAGAUGCAUUGAAACGUCAGUAUAACCUCGGUCAGUAUUGGUUGGAAAUAAAUAUUGAGGAUUUAGCAAGUUUUGAUGAAAACCUUGCUGAUAAAUUGUACAAACAACCAACAGAACACUUACCAGUGUUUGAGGAAGCAGCUAGAGAAGUUGCAGAUGAAAUCACAGCUCCCAGACCAGAAGGUGAAGAACAUGUGGAAGACAUCCAGAUUUUACUGAACUCAGAUGCACUUCCUACAUCGCUUCGAAAUGUCAAGUCAGAGCAAGUUUCUCGAUUAGUCAAGAUCCCAGGAAUUAUUGUGUCAGCAUCGGGUAUCCGGGCCAAAGCUAUCCAGAUAUCCAUCCAAUGUCGGUCCUGCAGGACAGUAGUUCCAAACCUCCCGGUUCGGCCCGGACUGGAUGGUUAUGUCUUGCCAAGAAAAUGCAACACAGAGCAAGCCGGCCGACCAAAAUGCCCAUUGGACCCUUACUUCAUCAUGCCAGACAAAUGUUCCUGUGUCGACUUCCAGGUGUUGAAGCUGCAGGAAUUGAAUGACUCUAUUCCUCAAGGAGAAAUGCCUCGCCAUCUCCAGCUUUAUGUGGACCGGUAUCUCUGUGAAAGAGUAGUUCCAGGCAAUAGGGUUGUUAUCCUUGGCGUAUUCUCUAUCAAGAAAGUAUCCAAAUCUAAGAGAGGUGGAGGUGGCAAGGAAAAGUCGAUUGUGGGUGUGCGGGCACCAUAUAUGCGAGUGGUGGGGAUUCAAGUGGAUGAUGGAGGAGCGGGGAAAUCCACAACGGGUGCUGUCACUCCUGAGGAGGAGGAUCUGUUCCGCCGACUAGCAGCGUCACCCGACAUUUACGAACGAUUGUCCAAGUCCAUCGCACCCAGCAUCUUCGGUUCAGCUGAUAUCAAGAAAGCCAUCACCUGUCUCUUGUUUGGAGGUUCCCGUAAAAGAAUGCCUGAUGGCUUGACACGACGAGGGGAUAUCAAUAUGCUGCUAUUAGGAGACCCUGGCACUGCCAAGUCCCAGCUGCUCAAGUUCGUAGAGAAAGUAUCCCCUGUGGGAGUGUAUACUUCAGGCAAGGGCUCCUCCGCAGCUGGUCUCACAGCAUCUGUCACCAGAGACCCUGCCACACGCAAUUUCGUCAUGGAGGGUGGAGCAAUGGUGUUGGCUGAUGGUGGAGUCGUAUGUAUUGACGAGUUCGACAAGAUGCGAGAGGAUGACAGAGUGGCCAUCCAUGAAGCUAUGGAACAACAGACCAUAUCUAUUGCCAAGGCAGGAAUCACGACCACACUCAACUCCCGAUGUUCCGUGCUGGCUGCAGCCAACUCUGUGUUCGGCCGUUGGGAUGACACAAAGGGAGAGGAAAACAUCGACUUCAUGCCAACCAUUCUGUCCAGGUUCGACAUGAUAUUCAUUGUCAAAGACGAGCAUGAUGAAAAAAGGGAUGUGAUACUGGCGAAACACAUCAUGAAUGUCCACCUGACAGCAGGACAAACUUCUGAAGCAGCAGACACGGGUGAACUCUCCCUUAACUUGAUCAAGAAAUACAUCAAUUAUUGCAGGAGGCGGUGUGGUCCAAGAAUGUCAGAGGCUGCUGGAGAGAAACUGAAGAACCGAUAUGUAUUGAUGCGUGGAGGCACACACGCUCACGAGAUUGAGAGUGAGAAGCGGCUCUCCAUUCCUAUCACUGUCAGACAACUUGAGGCAGUCAUCCGUAUCGCUGAGUCUCUGGCCAAGAUGCAGCUACAAGCUUUUGCGACGGAAACACACGUUGAUGAAGCUCUCAGACUUUUCCAGGUUUCAACUUUAGACGCUGCCAUGUCAGGCAGUCUUGCAGGUGCGGAAGGAUUUACAACUGAAGAAGACCAAGAAGCUUUAACUAGAAUAGAAAAACAACUAAAGAGACGGUUUGCAAUUGGCUCUCAGGUCUCUGAGCAUAAUAUUGUGCAAGACUUCUUAAAACAGAAAUACCCAGAGCGUGCAAUCUACAAAGUGAUCCAUACGAUGAUUAGACGAGGAGAACUGCAGCAUCGCAUGCAACGCAAGAUGUUGUACCGUCUUCAGUAGUCACAGCUCACUACGGAAUGGAUAUUCCGAAUGUUUCUCCACACUGUAACGUCUCAUAUUGUACAACCAGUUUAUAGGUCCUUAAUAAACUUUACUUAAGUUUUAAAAACCUUUUCUUGUUUUUUGGAGUUUUAUUUACAAAGAAUUAAAGAACUAUGUAUAGAAUUUUAUCAAAAGCUUUUUUAAUAUUUUAUUUUAAAAGAAUUAUUGGUGUAAGUUACUUUUUAGUUGUAAUUUCUUGCCCAUAAUGAGUUUUUUCAAUUGCUCAAAUUUUGGGUUCACUAUAAAUCUGUACAUUGUACCAAUAAACCUUAAAAUUUGUUUUCAUAGUAAUAUAAGUUCAUGAUCACCUACUCUAAUUUUCAUUGUAACAUGGAAACAAAGUAAAAAAGUAAAUUUUAUAUUCUCUAAAACUUUUAAGGAAUAUAUUGUUACACUGUCACCUCUUUUUAUUAUUAUUUUGAAUUUUAUUGAACAUACGCAUAUGGAUAAGCUGUGGGACUUGGAUUGUUUAUGUUGAUUUUGAACAGUAAAAUGUUUAAAAUAUGAAAAUACAAA